Messenger RNA from Penicillium brasilianum, 2465 nucleotides. NCBI's taxonomy places the organism in Eukaryota, Fungi, Ascomycota, Eurotiomycetes, Eurotiales, Aspergillaceae. The record is from the annotation of a GenBank genome assembly.
CCCACCAUUCUGCACUGUUGGCACAUCGCGCCAACCGUAAAAUUUGCCUGCCAUGCAGUUCUAAUCUCCGGAAGGCGAACUCUCCCUGCCUUCAACCCUCCCAUUCAAGCAACAGGUCAUGUCGGAUUCUGGAGACGAGGUCGAUUCGCGAACGGCCUCGUUCGGCGCCCAGCGUGCCCGCAAAAAUACGCCUUCCUCCCGAGCCCAGUCCAGCGACGACUCGCGUCCCACGAAAAAGCGGCGCCGCAACAGAUCCCGCACGGCUAGCGAUCUUAGCGAUUUUGUGCCUAAGGGUGCUGCCUUCAGCGCCACGACAUUGGAGGUUGAUCCUGAUGAUACUUCAAGUUCCGGGUCCGACUCGGAUAGUGGUUCGGACAAAUCUGAUGCGCCAGAUGUUACCCCACCCGCCAACCCUCAUGCGGGCAGUACUGCGCCGGCGAUCAGUUGGAACCAGGGGAGAAAGACGGCCGUGAGGACGACGCUGGGCAAGCGCAAAGCGGGAUCGCAAGUCGGUUCCCAACCUACAACCCAGCCUGAGCCGGAGGCGCAACCCCAACCGCAGACCAAUGGGAAUACCGAGGAUAGUACGGCGAAUGGAACCUCUCAAAAGCAAUUCAAAGCUGUCAACGGUACAUACUGGCGCAGUCGUAGUGCCUCUGUGUCAUCCGAAGAUGAGGAUGGCUCCGAAGAAGGCGAGGUGAAUUCCGGGAGUGAUUCGGAUGAUUCAGAGCUGGACUCCGAAGCCGACGACUCUCUUAUGCUCAACAUUGGCACCAAGGCAGAUGGGGCGGACGACUAUGAUCCAGAGUCUCUGCUGAAGGAGAAUGGUACCAAUGGACAGCCUCAUACGGGCGCUGGCGCAGUACAAACCGAGUCCAAGGAGGAGGCCUUCAAACGAUUCUCUGAAAAGUAUCCGACUGCGCCCGUUUCCCUAUUGGACUUGCAGCAGGAUGAUAUGGAUAUUCAAGCUAAGUUUGUAUACUGGGACCGAGACGUGAAUGCCAUCGAUCUGCAGCUUCCAGUUGGGUGUAUCGAAUGUCUCCAUCAGGGCCACAUGGCUGAGGUGUGUCCUACUAAGGAGUGUGUUCAUUGUGGAGCAUGGAAUACCCACCAAAGCACGCAGUGUCCCUCAUGGCGAAGAUGCCAGCGCUGCCGUGAACGAGGCCACGUCCAAGGCGAUUGCCCGUCUGUCCUCAAAAGUUCGGCCGCCGAGGUCCCCUGCGACUAUUGUGGCUCCUCGACACACAUGGAGUCCGACUGUGACCACCAGUUCAACCUCCCAACGCGGGAAGCUCUUUCCGAGACCGUGACUGUUUCCAUUUCUUGCGCCCACUGUACGAGUGGGAACCAUCUGAUCGGGGACUGCCCCCAUCUUCCCCCCGACCUUCAACAAAGAACUGCGUGUUUUACCCUCAAGGAAACCGAUCCUGCCAAAGUCACCAACCUGAACGUAACAGGGCCUCCCCGAAAGACCGGCCCUCCCGCGCCGAGUUACCAACGUGGCAAGGGACGUCGCGGCGGCGGGGGUGGUGGUAGUGGUGCUCGCACACCAUCAUCAACCAGCGAAGAAGACAUGAUGCCCCGCCAAGGCGCCCGCAGGGGCCCGCCUCCAGCCCGUGGCCGAGGUCGCGGGGCGAUCAAGUUUGGUAGCGGCGUUGGUCCUGCCCAGCCACGAAAUAAGCCACCGCCAUUCACCCGUCCAAAGGGCCCGCCUCCUCGAGGAGGAGGAGGAGGAGGUGGUGGUGGUGGUGGAAACCGCGGUCGUGGCCGUGGACGCGGUGGGAAGCCUCGGGGAGGACGACCUUGAAAAGUCGCUUACGAAAAUUAACGCCAGUGUAUGUCCGAGUUAACUAGAGUUUGGAGAAGGCACUUGUACAUCAACUAUACAAAAUAUACUUUACCUCUUUGUAUACAAUCAGUCUGUCCAUGGUCUUCAAGAGAACCUCUUUGUAUAGUUUCCAUUCUUCUAUGUCGUCCACGGGAGUUGACGUAUAUGGGCCAGGCUCAGCAUCUCAACUUUAUCAAGCGGACUUGGCUAAUUCUGCUUGUGGACAUCAUCCUCCUCACGACCGAGGAAACCCCCCUCCAGGAUAUCGAUCAACUCAUCCAACCGAUUAAUGCAAAGAUCCGUAUGCGCAUGCUCGCGGAGAUGGAUAUUCCGCUCAUUCACCAGCAACACCGUUGCCGCACCGGCUGCGUGUCCGGAUGUCAUAUCGUCAAUGCUAUCUCCAACCUGCCAAUGGUAAGAGAGGUUAGAGCUGCAAGCAUCUUCCAACGGGCUAGCACGCGGUUCGAUCAACGUACCAUGAUCAAGUUCUCCGCACGAUUAGUCAACCCCCAUUCCCGUGCAAUGUGCAGAAUACCCGCCGGAUCGGGCUUGGGAAGCAAAUCUGGCGUAUCGCGAGUGAUGAUGGGAAGAAAGAUAUGGCUGGGGAGAUGGUUCUGGAUGAGAUAUUGGACUGGGG